UCUCCUUUUCCAAAACUCCUCUGUCCUCAUCGGAGCGAAGGAUCCAUCCGAGAGCAUCAUCGAUGGCCCAGCUCCAGGGGGAGUGGACUUAUUGGUUUGCGCAGAGGAGAGGAGCAGCGUGACUGACCUGUUUGUGUACCAUAAAUCAGGCUACAGUGAGCAGAGCCAUGCCUCCUCCAGCCGACAUUGUGAAGGUGGCCAUUGAGUGGCCCGGUGCCAAUGCUCAGCUCAUCGAAAUGGACCAGAAAAGAGCGCUGUCGUCAAUAAUACGGGAGGUGUGCGAUGGUUGGUCUCUGUCUGGCUCGGAGCAGUUUGCCUUGCGUUACGCCGAUGGUCCUCAGCUCUACAUCACUGAACAGACUCGAGGAGAAAUCAAGAAUGGUACUAUCCUCCGAUUAGCUAUUUCACCUGGCCGAGCGGCGCGUCAGCUCCUGGAGAGGAUUCAGUCCCACGGGAUCGACGCUCGUCUGGAGGCUCUGAAGGAACUGGCUAAACUGUCUGCUGACCCAACCUUCGCCGCAGAGUUUAUCAACAUGGAGGGCAUCGGGACCCUGGCGAGGCUGGUCGAGAGCGGGACACAUUUUGGUGAGAUGCUGGCCUUCACUCUCACUGCGUUUCUGGAGCUGAUGGACCACGGCAUCGUCUCCUGGGACCUCAUCUCUCUGUCCUUCAUCAAACAGAUCGCUGGAUAUGUGAACCAGCCCAUGGUGGACGUGUCGAUCCUGCAGCGCUCUCUAGCUAUUCUGGAGAGCAUGGUCCUGAACAGCCACAGCCUCUACCACCGGGUGGCGCAAGAGAUCACCGUGGGACAGCUCAUCGGGCACCUGCAAGUAUCGAAUCAGGAGAUCCAGACUUACGCCAUCGCUCUGAUUAACGCACUGUUCCUGAAGGCACCAGAGGACAGAAGACAGAACUCGGACUAUUCUAAUGCACUGGAGUGUUACCUCACUGAAAUGGCGAGCACUUUGGCCCAGAAGCACCUGCGAUCCAUCAUCCUCAAUCAUGUUAUCAGAGGAAACCGACCGAUCAAAGCAGAGAUGGCCCACCAGCUCUAUGUGCUCCAAGUGCUGACCUUUAACCUUCUGGAGGAGAGGAUGAUGACCAAGAUGGACCCCAAUGACCAGACCCAGAGAGACAUCAUAUUCGAGCUGCGCAGAAUCGCCUUUGAUGGAGAGAACGACCCCACAGGGACAGAGAAGAGGAAGGCCAUGUACAGCAAAGACUACAAGAUGCUCGGCUUCACGAACCAUGUGAACCCAGCGCUGGACUUCACUCAGACUCCUCCAGGGAUGUUGGCUCUAGACAACAUGCUGUACCUCGCCAAAGUACACCAAGAUACUUACAUCAGGAUAGUUUUGGAGAACAGCAGUCGUGAGGAUAAACACGAGUGUCCGUUUGGUCGUUGUGCCAUUGAACUGACCAGGAUGCUCUGUGAGAUUCUGCAGGUCGGAGAGUUACCAAACGAAGGGUGUAAUGAUUACCACCCGAUGUUCUUCACUCAUGAUCGGGCCUGGGAGGAGUUCUUUUGUGUCUGUAUCCAACUGCUCAACAAAACAUGGAAAGAGAUGAGAGCUACUGCCGAAGACUUUAACAAGGUGAUGCAGGUGGUGAGGGAGCAAAUCACUCGGGCUCUGGCCAUGAAGCCUUCGUCUUUGGACCAACUGAAAAACAAACUCCGAGGUUUAAACUAUUCAGAAAUCCUGCGUCUGCGCCAGUCCGAACGCAUGAGCCAGGACGACUUCCAGUCCCCUCCGAUCAUUGAGUUACGCGAGAGGAUUCAGCCUGAGAUCCUGGAGCUGAUCAAACAGCAGCGACUGAACCGUCUGUGUGAGGGCAGCUGCUUCAGGAAACUGGGAAACAGGAGAAGACAAGAGAAAUUCUGGUUCUGUCGUCUCUCGCUGAAUCACAAAAUGCUGCACUAUGGAGACCUGGACGAGUCUCCUCAGGGCGAAGUGCCUUUUGAGCUGCUCAGCGACAAGAUCCCAGUGUCUGAUAUAAAGUCUGUGGUCACUGGAAAAGAUUGUCCCCACAUGAAGGAGAAGAGCGCUCUCAAACAGAACAAGGAGGUGCUGGAGUUGGCCUUCUCUGUUCUCUAUGACCCUGAUGAGACGCUCAACUUUGUGGCGCCAAAUAAAUAUGAGUACUGCAUCUGGACCGACGGGCUGUGUGCGCUGUUGGGGAGGGAGAUGGGCAGUGACCUGACGCGCUCAGACCUGGACACUCUGAUCAGUAUGGAGAUGAAGCUCCGCCUCCUUGACCUCGAGAACAUCACCAUCCCAGAAGCCCCGCCCCCUGUGCCCAAAGAACCCAGCUCCUACAACUUCAACUACAACUACAGCUGAAAAACAACUGCAGCUACAAUUGAAACAUACAACAAUGGCUGAAAACUGUAUUACUACUUAAAAAAAAUACAACCACAACUUCAGUCCAACUACUACUACUACCAGUCCAAAAUACCACUCUAACUUGAACUCCAACUAAAGCUGAAAAAAUGAUUCACAAAUGAAAAACAACUCUAACUCUAACUGCAACAGCUGAAAAAAAAAAAUCUAUUAUAUCUGAAAAUUACAACUGUAUCUAAAACUACAACUGAUGAACAACUACUAGAAGUUCAACUACAGCUGAAAACGUAUAUCACAAAUGUCCCUAAAUGUUACCAAACCACACAUUAAAGAAGAAAAGAUGUCAAAUCAAGAAAAACGUAUGUAACUUUAACUGAAAACACAACUAUAACUAAACUACAAGUCAUUUGUCUUCAUAUUUUGUCUAGGCCUAGUACAAAAUGAUCAACAAUGAUCUAAUUAAAAUAAAAUAUCAACUUUACAAAAGUUCUACAUAAUUCAAGAAUUCAUUUCUUGAACUGUUAAUUCAAGUGAACUACCAAAACCCGUAUCCAGUAGGCACAUAAAGAAUACAAAUACAAGCAAAUGACUUCAUUUUGCUGUCUUAGCUUUAGCAAGAGGAAGAGGAGAGGAAAGAAUGUUCUUAUUGACUGAUAGGGCUGGAUCCAUUUUUAUGAAACUAGUGCCCAAAAAAAAAAAGACAUUUACGAUACCUGUGUGGUGUCACUCAUCUAGUCUAGAAACAUAAACCAUAAUAAUAGUAAUCCAUUAAAUACAAGUAAUUAUUUAUGUUCUUUUAAAACUUGCUUAAGUACCCCGUCCUGUGUCUUUGAACGUUUGAACUAAUAUCUAAUGGUUUGAUUAAGUAAUAUAGUUUUUUCCUUAUUAGUCAAAGCAAGGUUCAUUGUUUUUUAUCAUAUAUUUUAAAUACUGUGACAGUAAAAGAAAAAAGUACAGGAAAUACAGAGCUUAGACAAGAGAACACAGAACUAAAUAGUUACGAAUAUAACUAUGGUUCUAUGUAUCCUGCAUGUCCAGAAUCAUCAGUGCUUUAGCGCCCUCUGGUGCUCAGUGGGAUCAAAUAAAACUACAUUUCAUUUAUGGCCAUUUUCAUGUGUUGCUAAGUUUACUACUGUCUGGUGCCAGUUAAUUUUAGCACUAUGUUUUAAAUAAUUUAAAAUAAUUUUGUUAUUAACAGGGUUUAUUCUGAAAAACUGGAACAGGCAUGAUAACAAUGUAAAAACAUUUAUGCCAAAAAUGUGCACUGAAAACAUUCCCCUAAAUACAAUAAAUAUAAGAAAAGGUCUACAAGAGCUCACUGAGGACAAUGAUCCUGGCAGAGUUUAAAGUUUUGUAAAACUAAGAUAUGACUUACAAUAGUUAAAAUACUACUGUUAUGCUGAUGCUAGUGGUGUUAUAUGAUUGCUUGCUCGAUGUAUUAAAAAGUCUCAGAUAAGCAACAAGAAAUUAAACAAAUUAUAUAAAGUUAUGAAUGAACCACAUAAAUGACCAUAGUAACUAGUUUGACUAAUCUCUCUUCUCUUUAUUAAGAAAUAGAUUUAUAUUUUUGUAAUCCGCCAUUAAGUGGAGUGUAACAUUGAACAUGCAUUACCAUAUCUGUCAUUAUUACUGAAAAAAGGACAAGUUUAUUACCAUGUUCAUUUCAAAAACCUUUGCCAGCAGCUAAUAAUGAUGUCAGUGUUAUUGUUCUAUAGAGUUGAUGGUGGUUUGUGCAAAGAUAAAUUGUUUUUCUAAUGUUUUAAAUGUCUACAAACCAUUUUCUAUUCCAUCGGACCGUCUGAAACUGCAGUACCUUCUGUAGUAUCUAAUAUUAUGUGGGAUGUACUAACCAUGACUUGAAUUUAUCACUCUUUUCAUAAGAUAUUUAUUUAGUGGAGGUGCAGAGAGAAGAGAAGUAGAAGUGAUAGUAUUUUAUGUAUAUACGGUCUUGUGAUGCCUUAAGAAAAUGUAAAAUGUUUUGUGUGAAUAAAUGCAGAGUCUAACUAAA
Boleophthalmus pectinirostris (great blue-spotted mudskipper) is the source of this 4350-nucleotide messenger RNA. RefSeq names its product engulfment and cell motility 2 (gene elmo2). Gene Ontology annotation, biological process: actin filament organization; cell motility. Lineage: Eukaryota; Metazoa; Chordata; Actinopteri; Gobiiformes; Gobiidae. The coding region runs from base 168 to 2342 and encodes 724 amino acids. The record is from RefSeq and is a predicted model, not a curated record. The transcript is spliced from 23 exons.